CCGCAGGGAGUUCUGCGGCGGCGGCGUCACACAUGCGCCCCACUUUCGCGGUUUUUGUAUGUUGCGCGGUACCCCCACUCUUACCAUGGAACCUUCCUAUACCGAUUUUUUUUUGUUAAAUCGAGUGACGCGUUUGUUGUCAUUCGUUAAAAGGCAUUGCAAUAGUAAAAAUGUCUAAAAACUUUGAAAGUUACGAUUUAGAGUCCCUUAAAAAAUAUCUCGCGGGUCGCGAAUCGUAUGAGGGACGACAAAAGCCUCAAUUUCGCCAGAAAAGAGUACGCGUAUGUGUUGAUAAAUAUACAGAUGAUGAUUACCUAGACAGUGAAGAUAGUGAUGACAUGUGCAUUCCAGCAAAAGCGCGGAAAAUCGCGAUAGGGUCAGGAUUGGAAUGCGAAGUGGAAGAUUUCCUUGUUUAUCCUUCUUGUGUAUGCAAAUAUAAAUUUCUCGGUGAAAUGUGGAAUAAAAUCCAUAUCAGAUAUCGCAGGGAUAAAUUACACUCUCAAGAUGAGGGCAUAGACAUGUGUACGACUUUUAAAGUAUGUUACAAUGAAGAACCUGCAGAAUCUAAUAAAGAAAUCGAAUCGAAUUUUCAAAUGAGAUAUAAUCCUCCAUCCUUGAGAAGCAUUGCAAUCGCGAAUUUAUUAAAUGAAAGGAAAUAUGCGAAAAAUGCAAAAACUUUGGCUGUGGUUACUAAAGCAAUUGUGCAUAAUAGUGAUGUAUUAUUAUAUAAAAUGUCGAAGUCAAAUGGUUUUUUCGACUGCAUAGAACACACAAGAUUAUGCAAAGCAGGAGUGGGGGAAAAACUCUAUUGGUACUACUUUUUUAGGGCGUGUGAGGAAGAAUAUUAUCUCCCUGCGGGGGAGGAGACAUUGGUCUACAAGAAAGGAAAGGGACCAAUCAUUGACCUUUCCUUUCAAUAGCCAACAAAUGCAAAACAAGUGGGGGGCGAAAAAAAGGAAAACUGGGCCAUCCUUUCCCAUCAGGUAUGCAAAGGACCCCCCAUCAAGGGCAAAUCUUCAAAAAAGUGUGGAAAACUUAGCCCCUCCUCUAAACUAGGGAUGCAUCAAGGACCCCAGGGAGCUCGUUUUACUGCAUUUACGUUUUUUACGUCAAAAUGACAUCAAGUCAAGUGGACGCAUCUCCAAAAUCCAGUUAUCAAUCAGGUUAUCAGCCUGGAACUUUUAAACCUAAAAAAUCUAAAUAUGGUGGA
Molecule: messenger RNA, 1210 nt
Organism: Diachasmimorpha longicaudata
Lineage: Eukaryota; Metazoa; Arthropoda; Insecta; Hymenoptera; Braconidae
Exons: 2
Coding region: 171-920 (249 amino acids)
Source: RefSeq, a predicted model, not a curated record